AUGGGUUCGCUGGGCGCGUCUCGCCUGAUCCGCGAGCCGCUGAAGAGAGGCACGUCGCUCGACCACCUCGAGUACGUCGACAUGACGCCCAUCAUCGGGCGCGAGUAUCCCACCGCGAAGCUCAAGGCGAUGCUCGAGGCGCCCAACGCCGACGAGCAGCUGCGGGACCUCGCCAUCCUGAUCAGCGAGCGCGGCGUCGUCGUCUUCCGCGCCCCGCAGGACGACCUCACCAUCGACGACCAGAAGCACAUCACCGACCAGCUCGGCAGAUUAACCGGCCGGCCCGCCGAGCACGGCCUGCACGUCCACCCGCUCUACAACGACCCCAACAAUAUCCCCAUGGCCGACGGGACCACGGACGAGCACAUCUAUGUGAUCAAUUCCGAGGCCGCCAAGAAGCUGUAUGCCACUAUGAAGGACCGCCCUGGCGCGGCGGACGAGCCCCGGGACCUGGGACGCGAGUGGCAUAGUGACAGUCUGUACGAGAACGCGCCGUCGGACUUCUCGUUCCUGCGGAUGGAGUCGACGCCGGCGACGGGGGGCGACACGCUGUGGGCGUCGGGGUACGAGCUGUACGACCGGCUGUCGGGGCCGUUCCGGCGGUUCCUCGAGACGCUGACGGCGACGUGCGCGCAGCCCGUGUUCGCGACGGCGUGCGCCGCCGGCGGCUACGCCGUCGCGUCGCCGCGCGGCUCGCCGCUCAACGUCGGCGCCGCCUUCGCCCCCUCCCACCCCGUCGUCCGCACCAACCCCGUCACCGGCUGGAAGUCCGUCUUCGCCGGCCUCGGCCUCCACGUCAGCCGCAUCGACGGCGUCACCUCCUACGAAGACGCUCUCAUCCGCGACUACCUCCUCCGCCUCCUCACCCGCAACCACGACGGUGUCGCCCGCCUCCACUGGACCCGCGGCGCCUGCGCCAUCUGGACUAACGUCAGCACCCUCCACGCAGCGACGCCCGACACGCACCUCGUAGACGGCAUCAGGACCGGCGUCCGCGCGUCGGGCAUCGGCGAGGUGCCGUACCUGGACCCGGCCAGCACGGGCAGGCGGGAAGCCCUUGGACUGCCCCAGUACUAA
Messenger RNA from Durotheca rogersii, 1077 nucleotides. RefSeq names its product TfdA family taurine dioxygenase. The record is from RefSeq and is a predicted model, not a curated record. Bases 1 to 1077 code for a protein of 358 amino acids. Gene Ontology annotation, molecular function: 2-oxoglutarate-dependent dioxygenase activity. Gene Ontology annotation, cellular component: cytoplasm. The transcript is spliced from 4 exons. NCBI's taxonomy places the organism in Eukaryota, Fungi, Ascomycota, Sordariomycetes, Xylariales, Xylariaceae.